This is a messenger RNA of Ceraceosorus bombacis, 3146 nucleotides long. The record is from the annotation of a GenBank genome assembly. Lineage: Eukaryota; Fungi; Basidiomycota; Exobasidiomycetes; Ceraceosorales; Ceraceosoraceae.
AUGUCCGAGACGCUGGUGCACUCAACCGUCCGUGAAUCUCGCACGCACGCUACUCAAACUUCACCAUCUGCUUCUGCAGCCUCUCAAGUGUCUGCCCAGGAACGCGGGGAAGCAAUAAGCGCGCCAGGCUGACCCUUCACUUAUGGGCACGGUGCCCCGAAUCUGGCGCAGAUCCUGGGGAAAGCAACGUCGCGCUAGCGUCACCACCUUCGAUUGCCCGUCCUGCGUUGUGCGUGCAGGCUCGCCCCAAGAAUUUCAGCGUGAUGGCAGAGCACUUGCGCUAGAAGGCUAGCAGGAGGCUUGUAGCAAUUUGUCCUUCCCUUUCGGCAUUCUGCUACUUUCUGGAUUCUAGCCGCGCAGAUAACCGCCCUCGCUAACCAUCUCAGUAUGAAUGGAUGGUGAUGUGUCUGUUCCUGAAGCGCGCCAGAGUGGGAGGGGCGAUCAUUCAGGUGUGGCCAGACCCCAUGCUGGCCUUGCUUCGGCGUGAUGGACGCUCGUCCGUGGGUGCCCUCUGUCUAUAAGAGGCGACUUUCUGGCGAUCAAGGAAGCAUUAUUACACCAUAUCCUCACAGCCCCUCCCUUCCGCUCUCCGACAAAAACGGUCACCAUAUUCUCACCCUUCCCUGUCCGCCCUCCCCUCAUACUUCGUACGUUCAUCGCUCCUCUCACCUGACAAAAUUCCAAGCUGCGGCAUUGCUACAACUCUGGACUAUCUUCUAGCGUUCGUCACUCUCCACGAUGAAGGCGUCUCUCACCAUUCCUCUCACAGUGGCGUCAGUAGUCGCUCUUGCUGCCGCCGCGCCAAACUCACUGGUCAACUCUCGGCGAGCCACAUCUGUUGACCUCACCGUAGCGCGACAGACCAGCAGCAAAGUGGACUUCGGUGUCACUGCUUUCAUAGAGGUGAUUUGAUGUAAGAGCCCCGACCAGUCAAAUUGCUGCGCUAAUUCCGACAUCUACUCAUCCUCACCACGCAGAACAACAUCAACAGCGGAUCCGAUGGUGGCCUGUAUGCUGAGCUCAUCAAGAGCCGAGCUCUCCAGAGUGAAGGCGACGGUCUGACCAACAGCUGGACGGGUAACAACGCGGACAUCUCUGUCAUCACCUCCGAUGCCAUCAGCAACGUCCUUCCUCGCUCCCUUCGUGUCGCCAAGAAGGGGAGCCCGAGCAGCUUUGGCGUUAGAAACGUCGGCUGGGCUGGCAUCGCUGCCAAGCCUGGCAAAUACAGUCUUACUCUCAGCGCCCGCUGCAACGCCGCCACAUCCACGACUGCCACUGCCGGUCUGUAUGACGCGCAAAAGAAAGCACUUGGAUCUGCGCAAGUUCCAUUGGCGCUGACGAAUUCCUGGAAAGAAUUCAAGGCCACGAUUCAGGUUACAGGUGGCAACAAUGUCGCCUCCAACCAGUUUGGUCUUGACUUCCCUGGCAACUUUGCGAGCGAACAAUGCCAAUUCAAUCUCAUCAGCUUGUUCCCCGAGACUUUCAAAGGCACCACUGCACGUCAGGAUCUCGCGCAGCUGUUGGCCGACCUUAAGCCCAAGUACUGGCGCGUCAUCGGUGGUAAUGCUCUGGAAGGCAACAACCUGGCAUCACGUUUCCAGUGGGAGCAGGCAGUCGGACCACUCAAGAACCGCCCAGGACGUGCGGGCACUUGGAUCGACUGGGACACGGAUGGCUAUGGCCUGGAUGAGGCACACAGGCUUGGCGAAGCGGUUGGAGCCAAGGCCAUUCCUGGGUGAGUGCAGCGAAAGACGAUUGACCGUGCCAAUGAGUGCUGACAUGGAUGCCCUCUCGCCGUGUUAGAGUCUUCGCUGGCUACACUCUCAACCAGCAAUCCGUUCCCGACGAUCAGCUUCAGCCAUACAUCGACUCGGCUGUGAACGAACUGCACUACCUGCUUGAUCCUCAAGGCUCUUCCACAUGGGCGAAGCAGCGUGAAGCCAACAGACACGCGGCCCCUUACAAUCUGGCUGCUGUCCAGGUCGGCAAUGAAGACUGGAUCAGUGAGGCUGCCAUCAAGACGUACCAGACCCGAUACCCUCGUUUUGCCAACGCUAUCAAAGCCGCAUUCCCCAACCUUCUGGUGAUGUCCAGUAGUCCUUACCCUACCCCCAAGACUCAGCUGGCAGCCAUUGAUCAGCAGUGAGUAAGAGGCAUGAGCGUUGCUGCAUUCGCGAUUGAAUCUCACCGCGCUUUCAUGUGCUUUCCCAGCGACUACAACACGCCCAAUUUCUUCUUGGGAGCUUACGACCGGUAUGACACAUGGGCACGCAACGCCACCACCAUCUGGAACCUCGAAAUGGCUGUCACAAACAGCGGCAAGGUGAGCCCGCGGAGUUCGCUGCUCGCAAUCGCAAUUCUUGUGCUGAUCCAAUCGUCCCUGACAAUUGUAGUGUGGGGAGACACCCCAAAUUGACGCUUUGAGCGGUCCUUGUCGUCUGACCUACCCUAUCCAAGUGAGUUACUAACGGCGAGCUUCCACCUGUGAGCGCCACUUACACGGUCAGCCUGUUUGCUCUCAGCUCGGCGCUGUUGCUGAGUUCACUGCUAUGAUGGGUAUGGAGCGGAACAGCGAUGUCGUAAAGACCUUCGCCUAUGCGCCGCUGCUGAACAAGAUUGGCAAUGGUCUGAGCCAGUGGCACCCGGACCUCAUCAGCUUCGACGCUGUAGACUCGUGGCCUUCGGCAUCGUACUGGGCACAAUAUGCCUUUGGACAGUAUGGCAUCGACUCCUUGUACAAGAUGACAAGCUCUGUAGCAUACAAGCCGGUGUACUGGAGCGCUGGUAAACAGGGCAACUUGGACGUCAUCAAGCUCAGCAACAGCGGUGCAGACCCUGUCACCGUCACCGUCAAGGCGGACGGAGCGCAGUACAACCCCAACGCUGCCGGAUCUCUGAUACUCUCUGCUCACAACGAUGCUUACGCCUCGAACACUCCAGACAACCGUCAGGUAAGUCUAAUUUUUAGAUCCUGCCUUUUGAUCAAAAUACGCUCGUUUCGAGACUGACCACAUCGAUGCACUGUGUUCGCACAGAACAUCAAGCCCACUCGACGCAACACCUCUGCGCAGGACUUUGUGAACGGCGCUUUCCGCAUCACUCUGCCGGCCUACUCGCUCGCUGCGGUGAAGCUGGCCAGGGCUUAG